Molecule: messenger RNA, 282 nt
Organism: Rotaria socialis
Lineage: Eukaryota; Metazoa; Rotifera; Eurotatoria; Philodinida; Philodinidae
Source: the annotation of a GenBank genome assembly
AUGAAGCUUGAUAUUGAUAUGAAAGCUUCGAAUUUCAAUCGGCAUUUAGAACGACGUACUUGUUCAAUUAUGCUGAAAAAGUUAAUUGAUGAAACCAAUGUAGAACAAACCGACCAAAACAAUAUCGACAAUAAUAUUUUAUCGAACGACUCCACUGCUUUAGUGCCGUCAUCGUUAGCAUUAACACAAUCAAGUAAAACUUUAUCUCGUAAGAGAGGUGUAUCGAAUGCAACUCAUGUUAAUAACCGCAGUAUUAAAAGACGACGAACAAAAAAUUCAUAA